Messenger RNA from Mesocestoides corti, 774 nucleotides. Lineage: Eukaryota; Metazoa; Platyhelminthes; Cestoda; Cyclophyllidea; Mesocestoididae. The record is from the annotation of a GenBank genome assembly.
AUGAGCCGUUCUUCACCUACACCCGAAUCUAGCCCCGUCACUGUUAAUGUCUACGACAUGUCAUGGUUAAACGAAUAUAUUGGAAAUAUUGGCUUGGGCGUAUUUCAUACAGGCGUUGAAGUCUACUCCAGAGAGUACUGUUAUGAAGGCCAUCAGUUCGGAGGCUCUGGGAUUUUUGAAAUGACUCCAAAGGAUACUGCGAGCCUGGGAGCCAAUUAUUCAUUUAAGACGUCCAUUGUGGUUGGUUACACGGAUUUUACUUACGGAGACGUGUGCACAAUCUUAGCAACAAUGGAACAGAACUUUUGUGGUGAUCAGUACCACCUGCUACGAAAAAACUGCAAUCACUUCACUAGCGAAUUUAUUGAGAUUCUUUGCGGAGCGGCUCUGCCCAAGUGGAUCAAUCGGUUAGCCGUAGUUAGUACCAAGCUGCCCUUUAUAGAACGAUCAAUUCCCAAGUAUUGGCUAACUCCUCUGCAGGGUGGAAACGAAUACACAAACCAUAGAAGCAACAGGAGUGAUAACCACGUUUCUCAAAGCGAUCGUGAUCGGCAGGACAGCACUUCUUCAACAGCCUCUUUGCCCGUCUCCCCAAGUCGGUCGAGUGUUCUCAGCGCUCCUGGCGAACAGUGGCGUCGAUUUCAAUCUCAGGUCUCUACUUAUUUCGGAAGAGCCGAGGGUAAUUCCAGUUCUUCAACUUCCAGCCAAAAACCGUCUUCAACUAGUGCAUCUAUGCCUUCCCAUUCAUUUUCUAAUAAUCGGCCUCCGAGCUGA